Molecule: messenger RNA, 6487 nt
Organism: Onychostoma macrolepis
Lineage: Eukaryota; Metazoa; Chordata; Actinopteri; Cypriniformes; Cyprinidae
Product: glucocorticoid receptor-like
Exons: 10
Coding region: 1062-3272 (736 amino acids)
Biological process (GO): regulation of DNA-templated transcription; nuclear receptor-mediated glucocorticoid signaling pathway
Cellular component (GO): nucleus
Molecular function (GO): sequence-specific DNA binding; nuclear glucocorticoid receptor activity; zinc ion binding
Source: RefSeq, a predicted model, not a curated record
CUAAUUUAUCUUUAUUGAGCAGAAUUAGCGGACGUGGUGCAAUACUGCACGGGUCGCUACUCGUUUUAUCCUCAGCUAGAGACGGGAAUAACCAUAUUCUUCCUCCACUAGCGUUUAUUUCGCUUUUAUCCUGUGAAUGUGCCCUUUGCCCUUUAUUUACGGACUGAACUGCGCCAUUCUGAAUGCCUUUUUCUUGCAGUCUUCAGCUCUCCGUCGUGUGUUCCCCGCACAUAUCAGCCUAGAGAUAUUUGUGUACAGUGUUUCUUCAGUUUGCUGCGAGGCGCAUACAAAGUUGCGUUAUGAUGCACGAAAGUUGCAGCGGUCGCGUUAGCUAUGUGCAUUAGCUAGCGCGCUCAUCGCAAACGAGCCGUCUUAUCGUACUCUAAAGUACAAAAACGGGUUAUAUUCGCUGCUGACAGCCUGUAUACGGUGUCGUCGGUUUGAAAUGACACAGAGGGAAUGACACAAGCGAGUAUACACACGGAUUGACCGUCUCUGUUUCGACCGCGUCCGACUGAAGCGGCGGUAUUUGUAUGUUCGGUGACACUUUUGACAUUAGCGUCGCUGUCAGCUCGUUUGUGGCUCUCGCGCGGGUUUUAUCCUUCUUUUAUUGUGUUUUGCAUUCGCAUGGCUGAAGGGUAACUUGUACUGAGUUUUUUUUGUCGGAGGGGCGUUUACCGUGUUGAAGCUAGCAGAAGCUUUUUGACGGGUAGAUCACGGGCUGUCGGGAGUUUGACAAGCAGCUUAUGUAAUGCUGGCGAUUCCCAGCUCUACCGCAAAAGACGAAUAAACAGCGCGUAUUCAGAGUCGCGCGGCGAAGUUCAUUUCGUCACACGACUUCUAUGCGUCGUCGUUACGGCGCAUUUAUUUUUUUCGUUAGUUGUUUUUGCGACUCGCUGCUGUUGAAACACUGUGUCGAAGCUGCAGCGCGUCUUGUAAAAUGUAUUGACCAUGCGGGAAGUUCAACGAAAAACUAUUGCGCACACCAUCUAAACCCUCAAACAGCUUUGGACUUGUAUAGAAAUGCAUUUUUCGUCGUAAAUCUUGUGAAGGAUUGAGAAAUGGAUCGUGGACUGAAACGCAGCAGUAACAGUGCUGAGAAUUUAACUUUUGGGGAUUGUAUCGAGAGAGGCCUCAUGCCUAAUAUUGGUGUCAGUGUGUCUGCUUUAAAUACGUCAAAAGAUUUCUCUAAUGGACUGAGCGGUGGUGACGCCCAAAGAAACCUCUCUAUGGCAGAUCCAUCCGUAAUAGGACGUGACAUACAAGAACCAGAUGUUAAGGCAUUUAAACCUUUCAGAAUGCAGCACCAGCAAAAGGUAAAAGAGUCCCUCAACGUUGGGGAGAACUUUUCUCUCUUGGACGAGAGCAUCGCGGACUUAAAUCGUGGUUCUGGCAUCCAGGCCCCUGAUACUUUUACAAUGAAAAUGGAGGAGUUUUCCCCCAUGGAGAAAGAUAGACUGGACUUUCCACCCUACGGACAUCCGGGUAAGGAAAUAGACGGUAACGAGAGAGUGAUUGGAGACAACACCAUUGACAUCCUUCAGGAUCUGGACUUACCUGACUCCCUAUCUGACCUGAAUGAGUUUUACGUUGCCGACGAGGCUGCCUUUCUCUCCUCAUUGGCAGUGGACGAUGCCCUGCUGGGAGAGAGCAACUUGCUGAAGGAUACUAGCCCUGUUGUCACUGGCAACAGUGCAGCCUGUGCAAAUGUGAACGGCACGGGGAAACGGCAGCAGAUGGUGGAAGCCAGUGUCAACAUGCCGGUCAUAAAGACAGAGAAAGACCCAGACUUUAUCCAGCUGUGUACACCGGGUGUCAUCAAACAGGAGAAUGAGAGGCGGAGCUACUGUCAGAUGUCAGGGAUGGGUGGGCCUCACGGUGGGCCCACCGCUUUGGGAGAUAUGGGUGGACAGGGAUACCACUAUGGAGCCAACGCCGCCUCAGCUGUGAAUUUACCAGAUCAGAAACCUCCUUUUGGCCUGUUUUCUCCUCUGUCCACCUUAAGUGACGGCUGGGUUCGAGGAAAUGGAUAUGGAGAUCCGUCUGGGAUGCAGAGAGCCAAUGAGACAGUACUUCCGUCCACCUAUCCAUACAGCAGCUCUUUGGCCAGGCCUGAAGUGAGCAGCUCCAGUCCUUCAGGAUCAGUCAAGCCCGGUGGAAACCAUAAGAUCUGCCUGGUGUGCUCCGAUGAGGCCUCUGGAUGUCAUUAUGGGGUGCUCACUUGUGGCAGCUGCAAGGUUUUCUUCAAAAGAGCCGUGGAGGGAUGGAGAGCACGACAAAACACAGAUGGGCAGCACAACUAUCUCUGCGCAGGAAGGAACGAUUGCAUCAUCGACAAGAUAAGAAGAAAAAACUGCCCUGCAUGCCGCUUUCGCAAGUGUCUUCAGGCCGGCAUGAACUUGGAAGCUCGGAAAAACAAGAAACUGAUGCGAUUACGGGGUCAUUCCUCCUCAAGUGAGCAGGCCCCGGCUCUGCCUGAUGAACGUGUGUGUUCGCUGGUGCCCAAAGCCAUGCCCCAGCUGGUGCCCACCAUGCUGUCCCUGCUCAAAGCCAUUGAGCCUGAGAUCAUUUACGCGGGCUACGACAGCACCAUCCCAGACACCUCCACCCGCCUCAUGACGACGCUGAACCGUCUGGGAGGCCGUCAGGUCGUCUCCGCUGUCAAGUGGGCCAAGGCCCUUCCUGGCUUCAGAAACCUGCACCUGGAUGACCAGAUGACGCUGCUGCAGUGCUCCUGGCUCUUCCUCAUGUCCUUCGGCUUGGGCUGGAGAUCCUACCAGCAGUGUAACGGAGGCAUGCUGUGUUUCGCUCCAGACCUCGUCAUCAAUGAGGAGAGGAUGAAACUACCCUACAUGAGUGACCAGUGUAACCAGAUGCUGAAGAUCGCCAGUGAGCUGGUCAGGCUGCAGGUGUCCUACGACGAGUAUCUCUGCAUGAAAGUGCUCCUGCUCCUCAGCACAGUACCAAAGGACGGCCUUAAAAGCCAAGCUGUGUUUGAUGAAAUCCGCAUGUCGUACAUCAAGGAGCUGGGCAAAGCCAUUGUUAAACGAGAGGAGAACUCCAGCCAGAACUGGCAGAGGUUCUACCAGCUCACUAAGCUUUUGGACUCAAUGCAGGAGAUGGUGGAGGGGCUUCUCAACUUCUGUUUCUACACAUUUGUGAAUAAAUCUCUGAGCGUGGAGUUUCCUGAGAUGUUGGCGGAGAUCAUCAGCCAUCAGCUACCAAAAUUUAAAGACGGGAGUGUCAAGCCUCUUCUGUUCCAUCAGAAAUGACUGCCUUAGAUCAUAACAAUGCCUUAACGCCACCCUUUUCUUACCAGCGCUAGUCCAACCUGCCCAUUUUCAGUCGCUUCUGCUUGAUUCUCAGAGGGAAGAGGUGAAGUUCGCUCUUCAGAAAUCUUCGUGGAGCAGGACAAAGGACGCAGUUGUGUGUACUUGGAGCAGACUGAAUUUGACUUGGAGAAAUGAGAACAUUUUUAACGAUAUUUUCUCUUUUUUUUGCAUGUACACUGCUGAAAUGUUUACAAAGGUAUAUCAAAAAAGGGAAAUGUGCCUUUUUUGCGCUUUGCGAAUCAAUUUCGAACAUUUCUCAGGCUAACGCGAUGACUUGGCAUACAAAAAUGUAUGUCGAUGAUUCACAUUCAUCAUGUCUGUUUCUGCCCUUGUCUAAACCUGCCGUGAUGAGCUCUCUGUAGGCAGCUCAAUGCUCCCCAGAGGUGCUUGCAGCCCAUGAAACAUAAGGCCAUAUUAUGCUGUUUUUUAACUCUCAUCGAAUCUCCAAACCAUAAAACAAUUUUGCAUGGAGCACCGUGAUUCAAUUCAAAUCAAGAUGUGUUCCGUGACUGACAGCAAAUACUCCGUUGUUUCUUUGUUUUUUGAAUAGGUUCCCCUGAAAUAGAAAUUGGAGGGAUGGGUCACCCAAAAAUUCCAUAUAUUCAAUUCUUAUAUUGAAUUUCCAAAAUUAUUAUUUUUUUAUUCACCCCCUUGUUGUUUCUUUACUCUGUGGAACACAAAAGGAAAAAAUCCAAAUAAUUUCCUGUUUGCUAUUUUUAAUUCCAAUGAAUGUUGGCUGGAGCUUUACGAAACAUGCCACAAACAUUACAAACGUGUAAUGUGACUCAUUUUACUAAUUCAUACCAUAACGUGGUGUGAUGAGCAAACCUAAAUUACUCCCUAAUUAUUCACUGAAAAUGUACCCUUUCCAGUCAAUUUGGACAUUUUGUGAUCUUGAUCAGCUAUACACAAAUGUGACUCGAAAGAAAGAUAUAUUUAUGAAUCAGACAAUUUUGCCAGUCCUCAUUGUCAUUAUCGAGAAGAAGAAAAAAAAAAAAAAAGCUAGGCUUUUCUAUAAUAAUAGAUUUUUUAAAUAUAAUAUGUAUCUGUUUUUCCCUCUCAGACAAAAGUAAUUUAUUUGCAAACAACAUGAGGUUGUGAACUAUUAUUAUAUAAAACUAUUAUUAAAGACUUUUUAUUACCUCAGGUCCAAAUUAAAUAAAUAACAAUUUUGACUUGCAAGCAUUUGGAUAUAAAGCAGGUGAUGAUAAGUCAUGAAAUCAGUCAAUGAGUUCAGGGUUAAUCUAUCAGAUUUCCAUCCAUUCUGGUCACAUUCAGAUAUCCCAGCAUUCCCCUGUGUUCAUGUAAUUUGGUGAAUGUUUGUGCUAGCUUGAAGUUUCACAUCCGCCGACAUCUCAAACUUUUUUUGUUUUCUGUCAUCCCGUGUUAAAUUUAAAUGUUUCGGAAUUCACUCUGCAUAUUCUAAAUCCGGUAACCCAAUAUGAGGCCCACAAGUUUUGACCCACUUUUCUUGUCUGUGUCUUUGAUGUAUCCCUGUGGUGCCAAGCCACAAACGCACUCUUUUGUGGUAACAUCAGAACAAAAGGAACAUUUGUCGUUCUCGUGCUCGGGCAUGUGUUUGCUUAUUGUUACGUGUCAACUGACAUUGGUGUCUGCGCUUCAGGGUUUUUGCACCAGCUACGCUUGAUUACCAGCAUAAAGGAAUAAUUCAUCCAACAAUGAAAAUUCUGUCAUUAUUUACUCUCCAUCAUGUUGUUCCAAACUUGUAUGUAGUGAUUUUUCUGUCACUGUGUCGUCUUUUGUGUACCAAAAAAAAAAGAAAAAAAAAAGGGGGUUCGGAAUGACACAUGGUUAAGUAAAUGACAGAAUUUUCAUUUAUAUAAUAUUCCUUUUUUGUUUUGCACUUGGGUAUCCCGCACGUUUCUGGAAUUUUUAGUGUUUGUGUACGUAAGAUAAUUGAACAUUCAAACAUUGACCUAACAAAACUAUUUUAACUAUAUUUGUUAAUUUUGCCAUGAUGGCCAUGUACAGUAUUAAAAAAUCCAUGGCAAUCAGAGGGUUAAAGGUUAAUUUUUGACAGAAUCUGCUGUCUGUCGUUGGACUCCUGCUUUUGGCGUGUUACCGAGCCGCUGUUUGUCUAACGCUCAUUUCUAACGGCUGAUGUGAAAUUGAAAUGUCACAGUGCAUAUCCCAGUCCUCCUGGCGGAUUCCUCAAAUAUUUUAGCGCAUUUUAAGAGACUGUUUUUUUACAAAUUCCUCGCUAGGUUUGUGAGAUGUCGCGUUUUCUAUUUGUUUCACAGUAGGCCUUGCAAAGGGAGUUUGUGAGCCAUAAAACGUAGGUUAUAUAAAUUCAGAGGUUUUUUUUUUUUUUUUUGAUUGGUAAUCAUUGAUAAUUUAUAAAAGAAGCUAAAACUACAAUAUAAUUACACAGAUUCUCUUUGAUAUACACAUCAUUUUACAACAAAAUAAUUUUAAUACAUAAAGUUGUAUUGCUAUCUUUUUUUUAAGAUCGGUAUUGCAGAUGCACUUUUGAAAGAAGUGUUAUGUUGUAUGUAAAUGUAAAUUCUAUAAAUCUAUAGGGAAUAUAUGAGUAAUCACUGUUUUAAAGACUGACAGCUUAAAGUUAAAAGUCGGGUAUGCAAGUAUAUUUUGUAUAGUGCAACAGAGUGACCAAAGCAACGCAGAUUUAAAAAAAAAAAAAAAAAAAUUAAAUAAAUAUUUAAAGCAGUUAAACAGAUUUUACAGUAGCACUUACUACCCAACUCUAGGCUCUUUUUACUUUUAUUUUAUCCUUUUCUAUUUCUUUUAUAAAGAUUUAGGCUUUGGUCUCCAUGUAUAAUGCUGUAAAAUUAACUAGUAUAAAUAUAAAUAAAGCUGUGUGUAAAAGUAAUGUAUCAGAGCCUGAGAAUUUGCACUACCCUAAUACUGGCCUGACAUAGUAUAUUUUGUACAAAAAUUCAUGCAGAUACUAUCUUUAAAGAUUAAGGGCAAAUCCUAUUUCACUGGUAUAUGGCUUUCAUUAAAGUCUGUUUUGUUUUGUUUGCAUUUCAGUUAUAUGUAAAAUAAUCCAAUGUAAAGGAUAUACAAUGUCUAUUUGUUUGAAAAAAAUAGUUUUGUAUGACUUCUGUAUUACACUUCUCCUGUAGUCAACGUCGAUCUUUACACAUAUUUGAUUAAAUGUUGGACAAAAUUUG